Messenger RNA from Cyphellophora attinorum, 612 nucleotides. Its product is annotated as 40S ribosomal protein S7. The record is from RefSeq and is a predicted model, not a curated record. Gene Ontology annotation, biological process: ribosomal small subunit biogenesis; rRNA processing; translation. The transcript has 2 exons. NCBI's taxonomy places the organism in Eukaryota, Fungi, Ascomycota, Eurotiomycetes, Chaetothyriales, Cyphellophoraceae. Bases 1 to 612 code for a protein of 203 amino acids. Gene Ontology annotation, cellular component: ribosome; cytosolic small ribosomal subunit; small-subunit processome. Gene Ontology annotation, molecular function: structural constituent of ribosome.
AUGUCUCAACCCGCUCUCAACAAGAUUGCGGCCAACAGCCCAUCGCGGGCCCACCCCUCCGAGCUGGAGCAGAACAUCGCCGGCGCUCUCUACGACCUCGAGCAAAACAUUCCAGAUCUCAAGGCUGCUCUGCGACCGCUGCAGAUUGUGUCUGCUCGCGAGCUCGACGUCGGCCACAACAAGCAUGCGAUCGUCAUCUUCGUCCCGGUCCCUCUCCUCCCGGGCUUCCACAAGAUCCAACAACGCCUCACCCGCGAACUCGAGAAGAAGUUCUCCGACCGCCAUGUCCUGAUCCUCGCCUCGCGCCGCAUUCUCCCCCGCCCCAAGCGCUCAAAUCGCAGCCGCACCUCCCAGAAGCAGAAGCGUCCUCGAUCCCGUACACUCACCGCCGUGCACGAUGCGAUCCUGGCUGAUGUCGUCUACCCGGUUGAGAUUGUGGGCAAGCGCACUCGCACCAAGGAGGAUGGAAGCAAGGUGCUGAAGGUCGUGUUGGAUGAGAAGGAGCGUGGUGGCGUGGAUUACCGGCUCGAUACGUAUGCGGAGGUGUAUCGGAAGUUGACCGGGCGGGUUACUGGGUUCGAGUUCCCCGUUAGUGGUGGUGCUGAGUACUAA